CCCAUAUAAGAGUAAAUGACAUGCUCUGCAUUCUGUACCAGGAAAGACUGAAGGAAGAAGAUGUUGAAGUUUCUAUCGAAAGUGAAGAUCGAGUUCAAUGCAUUGGACCCACGCAUAGCUUCAUGCAUGGAGUUCUUAGCCCAGUGCAACGCCCCCAAAGCCAAAGAGUCCAACCCCGCCUGCCAACUACAGGUCAAGCGCCGUACGGACGAUCACCCGCCCCAAAUCACCGUUACUUUCGUCAACGGAGUGGAAGAAGUUUUCGAUGCCACAUCCACUCCUGCUCAAACCAUAAGGACCAUGAUCCUCGAAAAGGGCCAGUUCCUUGAGACCGAGCAAAUGUUCCGUGAAGCAGGCGAGAAGUGGCCCGUUGUUAUACCCGAGGAGGAGCUUCACCAAUCGUUUCCUGGAACCAAGCCAAGGAAAGCAGAAGAGAAGAAGCAGUAAAUCCACUCCGUCUUACCUCAGCCAUUUUACUUGAUGUCACUUUGAAAGAUAAUAAAUUGUUCCAUUGUACGAUGAAGCCUGGGGAAGUGCUCCUAUAUGAACAUUUUGGAGACUGAUUUAUGCUGCUAGAGUUCUUAAUUUUUUUAAUCCUAGUUCAAUUGAACACUUAUCCGUUUGAGUUACUCUUUAGAACCCCAUUUGGGUGCUUUGAUUUCACCUGUUUAAUGUCAUAAGAGAACUUUCUUUGCUGCA
Messenger RNA from Hibiscus syriacus, 699 nucleotides. RefSeq lists its product as uncharacterized. The coding region runs from base 61 to 447 and encodes 128 amino acids. The record is from RefSeq and is a predicted model, not a curated record. Gene Ontology annotation, cellular component: mitochondrial large ribosomal subunit. The transcript has 2 exons. Lineage: Eukaryota; Viridiplantae; Streptophyta; Magnoliopsida; Malvales; Malvaceae.